AUGAAGACCAAGUCAACAACAACAGCAAAAUCAAUAUCAUCUAUACAUCCAAUACCAUCAGACUUUGUUGGUCGUAUAAAGUCAUUCCUCAUUGAACAGAAGUACGUGGGAUAUGUUGCCGCGAUUCUAUUGUUGCUAGAGGUGGUGAUCAAUGUGUUGGUCGUCUUGAAGGUGCCUUAUACAGAGAUAGAUUGGUCGACAUACAUGCAACAGAUUGAACUCUAUGAUAAUGGCGAACGCGACUACACCAAGCUAGAGGGCAGCACAGGCCCCGUGGUCUAUCCCGCGGGCUUCAUCUACGUGUUUGCCUUGCUGCGAAGCGUCACCUCCAACGGCACAGACAUCCGCCGUGCACAAUGGAUCUUUGCUGCGCUCUGCGUCGCAUUCACCGCCGUCGUCUUUGCCAUUUACAAGCGCACCCGAUCAGUCCCAGGCUACGUGUUGCUCUUCCUCAUUCUUUCCAAGCGCAUCCACUCAAUCUUUGGCCUGCGACUGUUCAACGACUGCAUAUCAAUGUUCCUGUUCUAUGUGGCGCUCUACCUCUUCACACGUCAUCGCUGGUCGAUCGGCUGCGUCUUCUUCAGUCUGGCCGUGGGCAUCAAGAUGAACCUGUUGCUGUUCGCCCCCGCACUCCUAUUGCUUCUUCUGCAGACAUACGGCGUGGCCAAGACUGUGCCACGUCUGGCCAUCUGUGCCAUCGUUCAGGUAUUGCUUGGAGUGCCCUUCCUGAUGCGCAACCCUGUUGGCUAUGUAGCACGCGCGUUUGAAUUCUCGCGCCAGUUCAUGUACAAGUGGACGGUAAACUGGCGCUUCGUGCCCGUCGACGUGUUCCUCUCCAAGCCAUGGGCCAUCGCACUGCUUGCCUGCCACCUAUUCGUGCUUUCACUCUUUGUCUGGAAGUGGUGUCGCGCACAGGGUGGACUGCUGAACUCGAUCCGUCUCAGCUCGCCAUCAUCACAGCCCAAGCGUUACCUAUCACCCGACUACAUCGUCACAUUGAUGUUCACGGCCAACAUUGUAGGCAUGACAUUCUCGCGAUCACUGCACUAUCAGUUCUAUCUAUGGUACUUCCAUUCAUUGGCCUUCCUCCUGUGGCAUUGUCCAAUGCUUCCAGUACCACUUCGCAUCACAAUACUUGGUGCCAUCGAGUACUGUUGGAAUGUAUAUCCAUCGACAGACUUUAGUUCAAUACUAUUAUUCAUUUGCAAUGUACUCAUAGUAGCAUCAAUAAUGCUUGCGCCUACACCACCAAUGCUCAUCAAUCCAGCUAUCAACCAACAAGCCAAGGACAACAAGAAGAAGCAAUAA
Acytostelium subglobosum LB1 is the source of this 1308-nucleotide messenger RNA. RefSeq lists its product as hypothetical. Gene Ontology annotation, cellular component: endoplasmic reticulum. Bases 1 to 1308 code for a protein of 435 amino acids. The record is from RefSeq and is a predicted model, not a curated record. Lineage: Eukaryota; Evosea; Eumycetozoa; Acytosteliales; Acytosteliaceae. The transcript has a single exon. Gene Ontology annotation, molecular function: dol-P-Man:Man(5)GlcNAc(2)-PP-Dol alpha-1,3-mannosyltransferase activity.